Molecule: messenger RNA, 459 nt
Organism: Exophiala xenobiotica
Lineage: Eukaryota; Fungi; Ascomycota; Eurotiomycetes; Chaetothyriales; Herpotrichiellaceae
Exons: 1
Coding region: 1-459 (152 amino acids)
Molecular function (GO): carbon-sulfur lyase activity
Source: RefSeq, a predicted model, not a curated record
AUGUCCGACUCCGCUGGGACCACCUUCACAGGCUCCUGCCACUGCGGCUUCAUCAAAUACAAAGCCGAGCUCUCCAUCUCCGAGACUGAGCCUCCCGUCGCAUCACGCUGCAACUGCACCAUCUGCCUCAAGCAAGGCUACACCAGCAUGCGCCUCGCUCGGCCGUCAGACUUUACGCUCCUCUCGCCCGAGUCCGCCUCGCAAGUCAAGGACUACCAGAUGCGUUCCAAGGACGUGCACAAGUACUUCUGCGACAAAUGCGGCAUCCACGUCUGGUCCACGGGCCGCUACGAGUUCGAGGGCCAAACCCACGACUUCAUGACCCUCAACAUCUUGACCCUGGACCAGCCCCAACCCGGCCUCGACUUGAGCAAGUUCAAGAUCGAAUACUGGGAUGGUAGGAAUGAUAACUGGAAGGCGGGGGCGAGCGAUACUCCCUAUCCGGGGCAGUGUCUCUGA